This is a messenger RNA of Spirometra erinaceieuropaei, 4270 nucleotides long. Lineage: Eukaryota; Metazoa; Platyhelminthes; Cestoda; Diphyllobothriidea; Diphyllobothriidae. The record is from the annotation of a GenBank genome assembly.
AUGACAAUUCCGCCUGCCUUGUAUGUUUUUUAUUUUAUGGAUUUCAUUUGACAAGAUAAGAAUCUAGAAGCAAAUAUCAACAACGUAUUCUUUAAGAAAAUUUGCACUCCAUGUCGCAAUCUCCUCGCGUGCGGCGGAGGUGUUGCUCCCCCUUUGAUGAAGGAAUUGCCUGACAUCCGUGAAUUUAUAAUUCCGGCGUAAUUCAGUGCGGUUGCAAUUGGCUGAAGUAAUCUGUUGUCUACAUCGCGUCUAGGUUUUUUCCGACACAAUCUAGGGAACCUUAGUUUUGGUCACUUUCCUUCAUAGGAUCCGAUGAUCCAACCAUGUUUAUAUAGAAUGAGCGAACCAGUUACAUUGACCUACUGUUGUUAGAUGACCUCUCUAAGACAGAUGAGGCUACACCAGUGAAGCUCGAGAAAUGUUUCAGUACAACAGAGACGAAGAUCACGACGCAUUUAAAACAGCCUCGCUGGAUCAGUUCUGGUGUUAGCAGUUGGCGAUUUUUUGACACGCUUGGAUUCCAGGGGGUCCUCAAAUAUACUUUCAUGCUGAGCCCGUCUAUGCGCAUCGGUAUUAUUUUGCGCCCAAAUUGGGGUAUCUAGACUUGGCUGCCACGUCGCAAUUACUGUCGCUGGUAUUGACAAUGAAACCGUACAUACAGAAUCAGCUUCUGCAUUUUACACGUGUCGAAAUUCGUCAGGAAACUGAAUCAAUCAGUACAGUUCAACUGACUACGCAGCCAUUUUGCGAUUAAAUAUAGUCCAGGAAAAAUGUUCAAAAUGUUUCAAGAUCUGACUUUAUCUGAAGUCUUUGAGUCCCGCAAAAGAUCGAGUACUUUCUUGAUCAAAUCCAUAAAAUGUGUCAAUUUUUAAGUGUCUUUGAACGAAUAUAAUAAUUAUUUGCUCACUGAGUCUUAAAUAAUUAUCCUCCUUCAUCGAAUACAACCCGAAAUAUUAGUUUUAAACCCGAAGAAAAUGAACAUAUCUACACCCUUAUCUUAAUUUCUAUGGACUCUUAGAAAGGUAAUAGUAACGGUAUGACCAGUUCGGGCAUUUCGUUAGAAGGAAAGUUAAGUGAGACGACCUUCGCAUCCAAGAUGUUCACUUGCUUUCAUUACGUCCCAAACCAAUGACCAGCAAAGUCCGCCAAAAGCGCAAUUACGGAGAGGAGUGCGGGAUACGAGAAUUGACCCUGCGUUAUGUAUGUCUAUAUCCCAAUCGAAGUCGAAAAAAUCAAGAACGUGCUUGCAUACUUAAGAACGCUUGUGCAGUAGAAAACUGAUGACUUGAAGUAGAUUGCCAUUGUUGGAGUCAAAAAGACGCAGUGUAUGAUGUAGAGAAUCCAAAAUAAUGCAGUCUUGAGAGAGCAUCAAAGCACGGCUAACGACACAGAAAGUACAGACGAACGUACCAGUAACAGUAGAAUGACUGCAGCGAAGGCUCGGAUAAAGGCGGACUCGAUUUCUAGGCAAGACGGCCUCAGCGAUGGCAAAAAUAUUACCUGUCACUGUUGCCACCUCAUCUGCUCCAUUUGACGGAAAUGACGGAGUUUUCCUUUGUGCCAAGAGAUUAUAUAACUAGAUCGCCCAACACAACGUUGCCCUCGUGUUGUCUAAACUACCUCGACUCUCUACAGAGCACAUAAUUUGGUGCGAAGUCGGGAACUCGUGGUUAGGGAGAUGGGAAGACGUUAUUGCAGGAGUCCGGAGUCCCAAUAAACCUUGGUGUGGGCCUCGGGACAUUUAUUAGACAACAAAAAAUCGAAGCAAACCGACAAUUCUGUAAACCGCCCUUGUCCUCAUACACAGAAUUCACCAAAAAAUCAAAGUAAAGAGCAUUGAAACCACCACGGGCGUCUGGUUGUUAAUCGCUUGUCUGCACCGGAUGCACUCCGACAUGUCGGACGUGUAUCAGAGGAACAUACUCACCUCCACAGCACCAAACUAUACUCGCCGCACACGACUCCACUGUCCAAACUGCACCCUCACAUUUAUUCACCGCAUGGGUCUAUUAGGCCACAUGCAAGUCCACGCAAACCUGCGGUAGACGACCGCCGACAAAACCAAACCACCAAAUUCUCCCUCACCAGUAUGUCACCGCACAUCAAUAUCACCCAUCGCAAUCACCCAACUGUUACCUCGCACGCAAGUAGGAAGUGUGCGUCUCGGCUACUUCUCCAUGCUGCGACCCAGAUGCAUGUGUGAACGGAGUAUGAGACAAAGACGGCGCAACGAACGCCGUGGCUAGGAAGGCCGCCGCCACUGCCACUGCCGAGAACGCCUCCGCGGAGAACCGCUGGUGUCAGCUGCGAGACACGGCCCAGUCGACGGCGCUCGCCGUCCUCGGUUGCGCUCCCCGCCAACACCAGGACUGGUUCGACGAUAACGACGCCAUCAGAAAUCUGCUUGCUGAGAAAAACCGCCUACACAAAGCCUACGCAGAUCACCCCACUGAUGCCACCAAAGCUGCCUUCUACCGCAGUCGCCGCCAACUGCAGCAACGACUGCACGAGAUGCAGGACGCCUGGACUGCUCGCAAAGCUGAGGAGAUCCAAGGGUACGCAGACCGCAACGAAUGGAAGAACUUCUUCUCUGCGAUCAAAGCUGUCUACGGUCCGCCGACGAAGGGCACCGCUCCUCUCCUCAACGCCGACGGGAACACUCUCCUGACUGAGAAGACGCAAAUCCUGCAGCGAUGGGCCGAGCAUUUUCGAGGCGUCCUCAACCGUCCCUCCGUCAUCUCCGACGCCGCCAUCGGGCGUUUGCCGCAAGUGGAGACCAACGUGGACCUCGACCUCCCGUCAUCUCUCCAAGAAACCAUCAGGGCCGUGCAGCAGCUCUCUUGCGGGAAAGCACCCGGAUCGGACGCAAUCCCUGCUGAGGUCUACAAGCAAGGAGGUCCCCAACUGAUGGAUCACCUGACUGCGCUCUUCCAGGAGAUGUGGCGUCAAGGUGAAUUCCCGCAAUAUUUCAGAGACGCAACAAUCGUGCACCUGUACAAUCGAAAAGGGAACCGCCAAAUCUGCGACAAUUACCGUGGCAUCUCCUUGCUGAACAUCGUCGGGAAGAUAUUCGAUCGCAUCCUUCUCAACCGCCUCAUCGUGGGACCACGGAUAUGAUUUUUGCCGCCCGCCAACUACAGGAGAACUGCCAGGAGAUGCGGACCCACCUGUACUCUACCUUCGUGGACCUGACGAAAGCCUUCGACACGGUGAAUCGUGAAGGACUGUGGAAGAGCAUGCAGAAAUUCGGCUGUCCGGAGCGAUUCAUUCAGAUGGUACGUCAACUGCACGACGGUAUGAUGGCGCGAGUCACGGACAAUGGAGCUGUCUCAGAGGCAUUUGCAGUGACCAACGGAGUAAAGCAGGGAUGCGUGGUGGCGCCUACCCUCUUCAGUCUUAUGUUCUCUGCCAUGCUGAUGGACGCCUACCGCGACGAGCACCCCGGGAUCCGCAUCGCCUACAGGACGGACGGUCACCACCUGAAUCAACGGCGGAUGCACUUCCAAUCGCACGUAUCCACAACCACCGUUCACGAGUUUCUCUUCACCGACGACUGCGCCCUGAACACCACCUCGGACGAGGAGAUGCAACGGAGCAUGGACCUGUUCUCCGCGCCUGCGAGAACUUUGGGCUGGUCAUCAACACGUAGAAGAUGGUGGUGAUGCAUCAAACGCCACCCAACUCAGCCACACCUCUCAACGAACCGCAAAUCAGUGUGAAUGGGACCCACCUGCAAGUGGUGGAGAACUUCCCGUACCUGGACAGUACCCUCUCCCGCAACACCAAGAUCGAUGACAAAGUCGCCAACAGGAUCUCAAAAGCCAGUCAAGCCUUCGGCCGCCUCCAAAGCACAGUUUGGAAUCGUCACGGUCUUCAACUGAGCACGAAGCUAAAGAUGUAUAAGCCCGUCAUUCUGCCGACGAUGCUGUACGGCGCGGAAACUUGGACGGUGUACACGAGGCAGGCACGUCGUCUGAACCACUUCCACCUCAGUUGUCUUCGUCGCAUCCUGAGGCCGAAUUGGCAGGAUCGAAUCCCCGACACUGAUGUACUAGAGCGGACGGAAAUCCUCAGCAUCUACACCAUGCUGAGACAAAUGCAGCUGCGCUGGAGCGGACACCUGGUGCGCAUGGACGACAAGCGACUAUCCAAACGACUCUUCUACGGAGACGUCGCGACGGGUUCUCGCCGCCAAGGUGGUCAAAUUCGUCGAUACAAGGACACUCUGAAGUCCUCCCUGAAGCUACUGCAAAUCAACCCGACCAACUGA